CUAAAUAUUAAAAAAAAGCACUCUUUUUCCACUUAAAGAUGAAUAUAUCCAUACAAAAAAAUUCAAGGUAUGUCAUGAAUUUUGAAAUGUGAUUGUGUAAAAAGUAUGAAAGAUAUGAAAAAGUUGAAUUAAUGUGAGAAAGUCUGUGAAUGUAUGUAUUAGUGGGAAGAGCGUAAAGAUGAGGGAGUUUGAAGUGCGUUCUGCCAUUGUAACUUAACUUCAAAGUUCAAUAAAGUUUUAAGCCAGAAUGUAUGAAACGUGGAACAUUUUGACAUUUUUGGGAGUUUCUAUCUGAAAGUAUGAUGUAAUAGAUAAGAGCUGAAAAAGCUUGAAAAACAUUCUGAAACAUCCUUUGUGACAUCACUUCCUGUUGGAACCAGUUGGCUCGAUCCUUUGAUCUGAACUUCCGUCAGUGACAUCGUUGUGAUGUCAUGACGCAAGUUUAUAAAUACACGUGGCUUUACAGAGAAAUAGUUCAACAGUUUACAAGUAUUUGUUACUUACAAUCGCCAAAAAGCAACCAAAAUGGAAAACCGACAGCUGAUCUAUGAGAUUGAGAUUCUCCGCCAAGCCAACGAGACUAUGGAAGAAUAUAUACGUUACAAUGAGAAGCUGUGUAGCAAAAACGACGAACUUAAGCUAAACAAUGAGCAACUCGCUCGUGAUAAUAAUCACCUGGCCGUUCAGAUCGAGGUGCUGAAGAAGGAAAACAGGGACCUGCAAACAACGCUGGACAACUACAGCCAUAAAUUACAGAGGGAAGCCGUGUGGAGGACGAAAAAGGCUUUGCAAGAGGAGAACGAGAGGCUGCAGGAAACAGUCAAAGACCUAACACAGAAGCUCCAGUACCCGAGUUAUCGAAGAUGGUAUGAUAGCGUAUUCGGCUCUAAUCAGUCCGAGUCGGAGAAGGAGGGCGAGCAGGAGAGGCAGGACGCACGGGGCAGGGAGGAGGAAACGGAGGGAGAGGAAAGGAAGAUGGCGACGGAGGACGAGAGGGACAUGGAGAAGGCCGAGGACAGGGGAGAGCAGUGCAGCGAAGACGAGAACGUGGAAUUUAAGACCUGGUUAGAGUUUUGGACAAACUCUGAAGUGAAGCAGAAAGAGGAAGAGGAGGAUGAGAUGGACCUUUUCGUGCAGGCUGAAAGCACCGUCUGCACUGAGUGGAACACGGGAAAGGCUGAGGGCAGGGAGGAAGAGGAGGAUGAGAUGGACCUUUUCGUGCUGGCUGAAAGCACCUUCUGCACUGAGGUGGCCGACUCUGGAGAAACCCUCCAGAAAAAGCCUUCUCGGUGGAAGAGAUUCUUAAAGUUCUUCACCCGUGGAUCCAAGAAGAAGAAGAAGAACAAGAAGAAGAAGAAGGAGGAGUCCAAAACAGAUGGCGACGGUGACAGCGACCAACAGCACCCACCCAAAGAAGAAGAACCGAUACCAGGAUGUUCUUACAUGAACGCCGAUGGCUGGGUGGCUUAUCCUACGAGGAACCAACCAAACCCAGGAAGGGGGUCCUUGAAGGUUUCUUAGUCAGCGUUUAAGAUUUUGGGAGCUUUUCCUUGCCCACUUGACUCUGCUCUU
Siniperca chuatsi (mandarin fish) is the source of this 1572-nucleotide messenger RNA. Its product is annotated as golgin subfamily A member 6-like protein 22. The transcript is spliced from 2 exons. Bases 526 to 1521 code for a protein of 331 amino acids. Lineage: Eukaryota; Metazoa; Chordata; Actinopteri; Centrarchiformes; Sinipercidae. The record is from RefSeq and is a predicted model, not a curated record.